Trichophyton rubrum CBS 118892 is the source of this 1428-nucleotide messenger RNA. RefSeq lists its product as uncharacterized. Gene Ontology annotation, biological process: mRNA splicing, via spliceosome. Gene Ontology annotation, cellular component: spliceosomal complex. The record is from RefSeq and is a predicted model, not a curated record. Bases 1 to 1428 code for a protein of 475 amino acids. The transcript has a single exon. NCBI's taxonomy places the organism in Eukaryota, Fungi, Ascomycota, Eurotiomycetes, Onygenales, Arthrodermataceae. Gene Ontology annotation, molecular function: pre-mRNA 3'-splice site binding.
AUGUCACGGCGGCCUACUGAUGUUGCGAAUAAGGAGCGCAACGAAUAUAUCCCAUCGUUCAUUUCUAAAAAGCCCUUCUACGUUGACGAUGACUCCUCCGCCAACGACUAUCUCGAGCAUCAGCGUCUCCACAAAGAAAAGGAAGAUCAAAAAUGGUACGAUAGAGGGAAGCGUGUCGGCCCGGCAGCCACCAAAUACCGGAAAGGUGCCUGUGAAAACUGCGGCGCAAUGACACAUAAGGCCAAGGAGUGUUUGAGCAGGCCGAGAAAGCAUGGUGCUAAAUGGACUGGCAAAGAUAUUGAAGCAGACGAGCAUAUACAGAAGGUGGAGUUGGGGUGGGAUGCCAAACGAGAUCGGUGGAACGGCUACGACGCAAAGGAGUACCAAAAUGUUGUGGAAGAAUAUGAAGAGCUGGAGGCCCUGAAGAGGAAAGCAAAGGAUAAUGCAUCCACAGAGCAGAAGGCAACAGGAGAAGAUGGUGAUGAUGACGUUGAUGGCGAUGGCGAUGGCACAUCAGAAGCAAAGUAUGCUGAAGAGUCAGAAAUGGGCCGACAGCAGGGCAAAGGAACCCGGAAUUUACGAAUACGAGAAGAUACAGCGAAGUAUCUGCUUAACCUGGACCUUGACUCGGCAAAGUACGACCCGAAAACUCGAUCUAUGGUUGAUAUGGGUGCACAGUCGGAUCAAGCAGCCGCGCUGGUCGCGGAGGAGAACUUUAUGCGAGCUUCUGGUGACGCUCAAGAAUUUGAAAAAGCACAGAGAUACGCCUGGGAAACGCAAGAGCGAGGAGAUGCUAACCGACAACAUCUGCAAGCCAACCCUACAUCCGGAGAGUACUAUAGGAAGAAGCAGAAGGCUGAAAUGGAUGCUAAGAAGGCGGCGGAUAAGAAGGCAUUACUGGAGAAAUAUGGUGGCGGAGAACAUUUGCAGGCAGGCCCUUUGCGUGACAUGGCGGUCAUUGAAAACGAAAGAUUUGUCGAAUACGAUGAAACAGGAGCAAUUAAGGGGGAGCCUAAACCUGCUGCCAAAUCGAAGUACGCAGAGAAUGUGCUUAUCAAUAACCACACUUCUGUCUGGGGCAGUUGGUGGUCAAAUUUCACAUGGGGAUACGCCUGCUGCCAUUCUACAGUGAAGAACAGCUAUUGUACCGGAAAAGAAGGAAUAGAGGCGUUCGAGCAGGCCCAGAAUAUGCUUCAGAUAGAAGCAGGGGAUGACGACCAAGAACAAGCUCUCACUAAAGAUACAAUGGAAGAUAAGAGCACAGACGAGGGCCGAAACAAACCCGCUUCCAACGCACAAAAGAAACGGAGCCGACAUGAGCUUGAAAUGGGCGUUACAGAGGAGGAGCUAGAGGCAUACAAGAAGGCUCGAACUGCUGCCGCGGACCCCAUGGCAGCUUUUCUUGGUAAAGACGAACUGGUCUCAUAA